AUGAGCCCGUUCACAGCGAAGUGGCUGACAUACAGAAAAAUAGGUCCAGAUUCCGUCAACACAGUCGCCAACCUGAAAGUCGUUGCUACGGUCACAAACACUGGCGACAAAAUUCUGAAGCUUUUAAAUGAGCCUCGAAGUGCCCUAUCCAAGCUUCCAGCGCACACUUUCUCCAUUGUUGACCAGGCCGGCGCAUCCCCCCAGUUCGUUGGCAUCAAAUAUAAAUAUGUCCAGAACAAUGCCGCGGCCGCAAAAGCCUUUACGGUCCUCACCCCUGGCCAGUCGGUCAGGAUAGAACACGAUUUAUCCGAAGCGUACAACUUUACGUCUCCGGGUGAGGGUACCUACUCUUUUGAAGCCCAAAAUCUCUUCUAUAACGUUGGCGAUAACGAUGAAAUCACGCCGAUCUAUGCGGACACCCAGGCUCACUCUGUCAGUCUCUCGGGACAGCUGGCCAUUGCGCCUUCUAGAGUCUUGAAACGCACGACGUUCAACCGGUGCUCAUCUUCCCAACAGUCGGCGCUCAACUCCGCUGCUGCCGCUGCCAAGACCUAUGCCACAAACGCGUUGUCGUACGCUAACUCACAUACGUCAGUGACCUCGAGAUACACCACCUGGUUUGGCACGUACACUACGGCUCGCCACGAUACCGUUGCGUCGCAUUACUCCAACAUCGCAAGCAGCAACUUCCUCGCAUUUACGUUUGAUUGCACCUGCGCCGACUCAGGAACUUACGCUUACGUCUACCCAGAUAACUUCGGCACUAUCUACUUUUGCGGUGCUUUCUGGAACGCUCCUCUGACUGGCACAGACUCCAAGGGGGGAACUAUUGUUCACGAGUCGUCCCACUUCACGCGAAACGGGGGAACGGAUGACCACGUAUACGGCCAGUCUGCUUGUAAAUCUCUCGCUCAAAGCAACCCAGACUUCGCCGUUCAAAAUGCUGACUCGACUGAGUAUUUUGCUGAGAACAACCCUGUACUUGCCUAA
Messenger RNA from Laccaria bicolor S238N-H82, 990 nucleotides. Its product is annotated as deuterolysin M35 metalloprotease. NCBI's taxonomy places the organism in Eukaryota, Fungi, Basidiomycota, Agaricomycetes, Agaricales, Hydnangiaceae. Gene Ontology annotation, molecular function: metalloendopeptidase activity. The transcript is spliced from 4 exons. Bases 1 to 990 code for a protein of 329 amino acids. The record is from RefSeq and is a predicted model, not a curated record.